GGACGAAGCAGAAUCUAGCUACAAGCUUAGCAGGAGACCUGACAGCCCAAAUAACGAGUGAGUGUCUCGGAGACACAGGACCUUCGCUGUAGUCGUCAGGCUACAAUCUGCUAAAAUGACAGAGCUAAGGCACCGUGGGACCAAAGACACGGACCCGACGUUACAGCAGCAGCCGUCAGAGGACAAGGGUUCAGACAGUGAGCUGAAGGUGGAAAAAGAUGGGGCGUCAGACGGCGAGUCCAAGGUGGAUUCAGGGGUCCCAGAGGUGCCAGUUCCUCCUGAUGACACCCCUGUGGUUCUAAACAAGGCCCUGUCCGGACUCUCCUCAAGAUGGAAGAACUGGUGGGUACGAGGCAUCCUCACGCUAGCCAUGAUCUCCUUCUUCUUCUUCAUCAUCUACCUUGGCCCCAUGGUGCUUAUGAUGAUUGUCCUCUGUGUUCAGAUCAAGUGCUUCCAAGAAAUCAUCACCAUCGGCUACAGUGUGUACCACUCCUACCACCUGCCCUGGUUCAGGACGUUGAGCUGGUACUUCCUGCUGUGUGUGAACUACUUCUUCUAUGGCGAGACGGUGACAGACUACUUCUUCACACUGGUGCAAAGAGAGGAGCCACUUCGCAUCCUCAGCAAAUACCACCGCUUUAUCUCCUUUGCCCUCUACCUCACAGGAUUCUGCAUGUUUGUGCUGAGUUUGGUGAAGAAGCACUACCGCCUUCAGUUCUACAUGUUUGGCUGGACUCAUGUGACCCUGCUGAUUGUGGUGACUCAGUCUCACCUCAUCAUUCACAACCUCUUUGAAGGAAUGAUCUGGUUCAUCGUGCCAAUUUCCUGUGUGAUCUGUAAUGACAUCAUGGCCUACAUGUUUGGUUUCUUCUUUGGCCGCACCCCUCUCAUCAAGCUGUCACCUAAGAAAACAUGGGAGGGAUUCAUUGGUGGAUUGUUCUCCACCAUUGUGUUUGGCAUCAUGCUCUCCUAUGUAAUGGCCGGCUACCGCUACUUUGUGUGCCCGGUGGAAUUCAACAACGACUCCAAUAGUUUCCAGGUGGACUGUGAGCCAUCGGAUCUUUUCCAGCUCCAGGACUACGCCCUGCCCAGCAUCCUGGAGUCUGUCACUGGAUGCACUACUGUGCGCCUCUAUCCGUUCCAGAUCCACAGCAUUGCUCUCUCCUCCUUUGCCUCCAUCGUGGGACCAUUCGGUGGCUUCUUUGCCAGCGGCUUCAAAAGAGCCUUCAAGAUCAAGGAUUUUGCCAACACUAUCCCAGGUCACGGUGGCAUUAUGGACAGAUUCGACUGCCAGUACCUCAUGGCCACAUUUGUUAAUGUAUACAUUGCCAGCUUCAUCAGGGGCCCCAACCCCAGCAAGGUGAUCCAGCAGCUCCUGGCCCUCCGUGCCGAUCAGCAGCUCCACAUCUUUAACUCCCUGAAGGCACACCUGACAGAGAAGGGCCUGCUGCCAGCGCUGGAGGAGGCGGCCGCCUAGAGCCACCGGCACUCACACCGGCUCGCCCUUAGAGGGAGACCAGAGAGGAAGGCAGUACCCGAGGGCCCUGCGCAGUUCCGGAGCUCUGGGAGACUCGCAGUGCUUUGCGUGAGCGAAAAACAAAACAAAGAAAACUACAAAAAACUCCAGCCUUGGGUCAUUCCAUUUCGUUUGGGUACGAGAGUCGAGUGUCUUUGUGUUCUUACAGUCUGUGAAUCAUGUUUCUGAACACCAGUGUUUUCAGGUUGAGUUAGUGAAUUACUGUACUGUUCCACAUUUCCAUUAUAGCCAACUCGUAUCUAUUCACACUGUUGAACAAAAUGUUGGUCAGCUGUACAUUUUUACCUGUAUACAGAUUAUCCUCUAUAUACCUAUUAAUGUGUGUUAAUAUUUUAUUGUACAUUUUUGUUUAGUUUUAAUGCACUGCUCUCAACCCUGUUACUCACUGUAUUGUUACCCCAGCUGCACCCUCUCCCCAAAUUUAAGUUUUAAUUUUCUUUGUUGUGAUUGUUUCUAUUUAUACAUAGAUGGUUUUUAUAUUUGGUAUGUUCUAUUAUAUCUUAAUGUUGUGUCUGUUUUAUUCAGACUGAAUUCACUUUUGCCAUCUGCCAUGUGCAUUUCUGUGUGCGUGUGUCCUGUUUUUGCUGCCAUUCAUCUGUUCAAAGCCUCUCUCGCUCAGCCAAAUCAUUGACAUCACAGUGUCAUGUAAUAUCAGGCGGUAAUAGUAGUUACCCUGAAGUGUUUGACAGGAUCAGCGUCUCUUUCAAAUACAGAAUCCAAUCUGUGAGCGAACUGUUUGUUGGUUUUGUGCUGUGAGGAGCGGUUAGCGACACACCAUACAAAGUAGUGUUUUAUAAUGAGUCAAGUGCAAUGGACACCAGCACACAUUUCAGCUUAAUAACCACAAUUGCCCCUCACAUGGUUGAUAUCUAAUGGCAAAAGCAGAAAGGCUCUCAGAGGUAGAACACAAUCACAUUUUAUUGUUUGGUUUAAGUGAGUCGUUCUGUGUUCAUACCUUUUAUCUCCGUCAUGGAGCUGUUACAGGUUUUAAACGUGCAGUAAGGUGGUAGGAUGGUUGCAUUAUGGCUUCUGUCUGUGACAUUGUUGGGUUGGACAGUACAAGUAGGACACAACAACGAUUUUUACCUCGCCAAUAUCUGCUUGUGUGUGUUGCAACCUUGCCACGUUCACAGCUUCAGAGCAGAGAGCCAGAAUAUAUGACUAUCACUGGUUGACUUGACCCCUGUGUGACAGCAGUUGUGAUCUUACACAUGUGAUGUUCAGGUUGUCUGCCAAUACAGUUAACUGCUGUAUACACAGUGAUAUUUAUACCACUGGCAAAUGUUUGUUUGAUUUGGUGGUAAAAUAUAAAAACUAAAGAUUCUCAAGU
Molecule: messenger RNA, 2867 nt
Organism: Epinephelus moara (kelp grouper)
Lineage: Eukaryota; Metazoa; Chordata; Actinopteri; Perciformes; Serranidae
Gene: cds2
Product: CDP-diacylglycerol synthase (phosphatidate cytidylyltransferase) 2
Exons: 13
Coding region: 116-1477 (453 amino acids)
Cellular component (GO): endoplasmic reticulum membrane
Molecular function (GO): phosphatidate cytidylyltransferase activity
Source: RefSeq, a predicted model, not a curated record